AUGCAGGCUCGCUACUCCGUGUCCAGUCCCAACUCCCUAGGAGUGGUGCCGUACCUCGGCGGAGAGCAGAGCUACUACCGCGCCGCUGCGGCUGCGGCCGGAGGGGGCUACACGGCCAUGCCGGCCCCGAUGAGCAUGUACUCGCACCCGGCACACGAGCAGUACCCGGCCGGCAUGGCCCGAGCCUACGGGCCCUACACGCCACCGCCGCAGCCCAAGGAUAUGGUGAAGCCGCCCUACAGCUACAUCGCCCUCAUCACCAUGGCCAUCCAGAACGCUCCCGAUAAGAAGAUCACCUUGAACGGGAUCUACCAGUUCAUCAUGGAGCGGUUCCCUUUCUACCGGGACAACAAGCAGGGCUGGCAGAACAGCAUCCGCCACAACCUCUCUCUCAACGAGUGCUUCGUCAAGGUGCCCCGCGACGACAAGAAGCCCGGCAAGGGCAGCUACUGGACCCUCGACCCCGACUCCUACAACAUGUUCGAGAACGGCAGCUUCCUCCGCCGCCGCCGCCGCUUCAAGAAGAAGGACGCCGUCAAGGACAAGGAGGAGAAGGACCGCCUGCACCUCAAGGACCAUGCCCCGCCGCGCCCGCCGCCGCCCGCCGCCGCCGCCGAGCCCGAGGGCGGCCCCGCCGGGGGCAGCGCCGCGCCGCCGCCGCCGCCCGUCCGCAUCCAGGACAUCAAGACGGAGAACGGCACGGCCUCGCCGCCGCAGGCCGUGUCCCCCCCGGGCGCAGCGCCGCCGCUCGGCGCCGUGCCCAAGAUCGAGAGCCCCGACAGCAGCAGCAGCCUCUCCAGCGGCGGCAGCCCCCGCAGCACCCUCCCCUCCAGCCGCUCCCUCAGCCUGGAGGCCCCCGAGCCCCCGCCGCCGCCCCCGCCGCCGCCCCCGCCGCCGCCCCACCACCACGGCCCGGGCUUCAGCGUGGACAACAUCAUGACCUCGCUGCGGGGCUCGCCGCAGGCCGCCGCCGAGCUGGGCGCCGGCCUCCUGGCCCCCGCCGCCGCCGCCCCGCGCACCGGCAUCCCGCCCGCCCUGUCCCUCGGCGGAUACUCGCCGGGACACAGCUCCGUCUACGGCUCGCCCUGCGGACAGGCGGCCGCCGGCGCCGCCGCCGGCACCUACCACUGCAACAUGCAGGCCAUGAGCCUCUACGCGGCGGCGGGCGGCGCCGACCGGCCCGGCCACCUGCCCGCCGCGGCCACCAGCCCCGCCGAGGACCCGCUGCCCGAGUACGCCAUGCCCUCGGGCGGCGGCGGCGGCGGCGGCGGCGGCGGCGGCGGGGCGGGGGGCGGCGGCGGCGGGGCGCUGGGGCACGGCGGGCUGGGCGGCGCGGCGGGCGGCCACCAGGAGGGGCACCACCCGCACCCGCACCAGGGCCGCCUGGCCUCCUGGUACCUCAACCAGGCGGCGGCGGCCGCGGCGGCCGCGGCGGCGGCGGCGGGGGAGCUGGGCCCGCUGGCGGGCGCGGCGGGCUACGCGGGGCCGCAGCAGGGCUUCGCCGCAGCCCCGCGAGAGGUCUUCGAGGCGCCGCGGUUGGGGCUCAGCGCCUCGCCGGGCGGCGGCGGCGGCGGCGGCGGCGGGGCAGGGGGCGGCGGCGGCGGCGGCGGCGGGGCGGGGGGCGGCGGGAGCUGUCAGAUGGCCUUCCCCGGCAGCCAGCCGCUCUAUCGCACCUCCGGGGCCUUCGUCUACGACUGCGGCAAGUUCUGAGCGCGCCCCGUCGCGGGGACACGGCGGGAACUCCGCUCCGCUCUUCCCCGCUCCGCACCGCGCCGCCGGUCCCCGCAGCGCCCGCGGAGGGAAGAGAGCGCAUCGCGAAAAGCUUUUGUACAGAGACAGCCCCAAAGCAUGUCUUGGUUUGUUAAAGGACAGUGUUACUCCAAUAACACUUCAGCUUCUGCCUGGCUUUGGUGCAGUCCCCUUGCAGAAAGUCCUGUGGAAAAGAAGAGAGAGGCACUGCAAGGACCGUCACCUUCCCCACGCUGACGGCCUCCCCAUUGCUCCUGCUUCCCCAUGAGCUGAGCACGCACCGGGCCCACCACUGGACUCUUACAAGGACGAACUGUUUCUCUUGAAGAUGCAAUUACUGGAAGCUCAUAUAUGCCCAUUAAAUCACCAGGAGGCAGCAUCCUUUCACCAGGCUGUUGCGGAUGGAAAGACUUAUUCUUUGUUUGUGUGUACACAAAGGGCUUGAACUCCAGCCCUACAGGCAUGUAACGGUGAACAUUUGAUAAGAAGUUAUUGUACAUCUUAGCCGUUCUAGUGAAUGAGCUGAUACAAAUUCUUUUUCCCCCAUUUGUUUAAAUAAUGUAAAUCACAGAGCAAACAUGACAACUAGUCUCUUUCAAAUAAAAACAUGAUCACAGACAAAUGAUGUUGAAAGACUGUGUACGGAUAUGUGUAACCAUAUGCAACACAAGUAAACUUCCAGCUUUUGAAUGCGUAUAUAUUUUUCUCCUAGAGUAUUUUGAGUAUCUGCAUGCAAAUAAAAGUCUAAAUAUCUCAUAAAUGAAAAGAAAUCGCCUUGAAACUGAUACAGAAACCGGGACUUUGGUCAUGUUCACCUUACUGUUUAAGUAUCCUUAAAAGUGCUACCACACCAAACAAAUCUCACAACCGGUUAACAAAAAUAAUGUAACAAAAUUAAACAGAGACAAAAGCUCCUUUAACUGCAUUUCUAAUUGAAUGCCAAAACUGACUGUAUCUUUCUUUAAAAUUACAAGACAGUGUUUAAACAGUUAGCUUUU
Molecule: messenger RNA, 2747 nt
Organism: Hirundo rustica (Barn swallow)
Lineage: Eukaryota; Metazoa; Chordata; Aves; Passeriformes; Hirundinidae
Gene: FOXC1
Product: forkhead box C1
Exons: 2
Coding region: 1-1710 (569 amino acids)
Biological process (GO): anatomical structure morphogenesis; cell differentiation; regulation of transcription by RNA polymerase II
Molecular function (GO): DNA-binding transcription factor activity, RNA polymerase II-specific; RNA polymerase II cis-regulatory region sequence-specific DNA binding
Source: RefSeq, a predicted model, not a curated record